GGGCCCCGUGCCUCUGGGCGAAAUGAAUCCUUCCAUCCACCAAUCCACCCAUCGAUCCAUCCAUCCAUCCAUCCUCCACACCGCACUCGCCCAUGUUCGUAGACUCGUUUUGAUCACUGCGUCAGCCACAUCAGCGAGAAAUUCCAAAUCUACCAUACAACUCACAGAAUAUCGCCGAGGACUCCGUCAUGGCCAGCCAUCUCUCCAUCUUGUCCGAGCAUGUUCUCGGGGACAUGACAGCCCGGUACCUGAUCGCUCCAGAAGGACAAGUCGGAUUAUGGCUGUAUCCCACGGCGAUGAGCGACCUAGCACAGCGGCGCCCAACCGUGGCGAACGAAAGCUGGGUUCGUAGCCACUCCAAAGCCAGGCCAGCAAUGGUUGUCGAGCCGUUGGUGCAUGUCAAGCUAUCGGGCGACGACGAGCCGCCACAACUCGGCACGGGCCGAACCCUGCUGUGGUCGUCGUCCAUUGAUCGGUUCCGGCUUCUGGAUCAACGGGUGGAAGCAAACACAGUAGUCACAACGCUGUACGACGAUACCGGACUGCACAUCAAGCACCGCCUUUCUGCCGGUUUCCGGGGGCUCACAGUCCAGAGUGAGACCGUUUUCGAGAACAACUCUAGCUCUCCAGUUCGACUCGAGUUGUUGACGUCGUUCUCUCUGAGCGGCAUCACCCCUUACGCCACCGACGACGCACCUUGUCGCCUCCGCGCUCACCGAUUCCGGUCUGUCUGGUCCGCUGAAGGACGUAUGGUUACCGAAUCCAUCGAGCAGCUCCACCUAGAAAGAUCCUGGGCGGGCAACAUGAACUUCUCGGAGCGAUUCGGCCAGGUUGGGUCCAUGCCGGUGCGCGGGUGGUUCCCAACCGUGCUGGUCGAGGACACGGAAGCGAAAGUGGUCUGGGGGGCGCGGUUGGCGAUUCCUACGAGCUGGCAGCUUGAGCUGGGUCGGCGGUUUGAUGAUCUGGUUCUCGCCGGUGGACUGGCAGACCGAGAAUUCGGUCACUGGACAAAGACAGUCGAGCCAGGCCAGUCGUUUACCACUCCACAGGCUCACUUGACAUGUGUCGCCGGAUCGGUGGAUGAAGCUUGCGAUCGCCUGAUCAGCGUUGAUGUUCCCGCGAUCGAAGCCCAGCCAGCAAUGGAGCAGGACCUACCGAUCGUUUACAACGACUACUGCACAAGCUGGGGAGAGCCUCGCGAAGACCAGUUGCUCGCUAUUGCCGACAGGAUCGCGCCGCUUGGUGUCCGCUACUUGGUCAUCGACGCGGGUUGGUACAUGCCAAUGAACUCGGGUGCACACUGGGCGACGACUCUGGGCGACUGGCGCGCGCAUCCAAGUCGAUUUCCCAACGGACUGGCAGGUACGGCGGCAGCAAUCAGGAAACGCGGGCUUGUUCCGGGUAUCUGGAUGGAGCCUGAGCAUGUGGCGAAAGACUCAGACGCGUUCGCUGAGACCGACCACAUGCUGACAAGAGAUGGGAAACCACUAACGUUGGGGCUCCGUCGCGCCUGGAACUUGCACGAUCCCUAUGCGAAGGCGUACAUUGAGGACCGUGUCAUUGGAAUGCUUGGUCAAGCCGGGUUUGGUUAUGUCAAGAUCGACUACAGCGAAACGCUCGGCAUUGGUGUCGACCAUCCCGACGGGCUAGGAGAGGGGUUGCGGCGCCAGGGCGAAGGCUCCCAUGCGAUAUUUGACCGGAUCAGAGAGGCGUUGCCCGACCUAGUGAUCGAACUCGUCUCGGCUGGCGGACACCGUAUGGAGGCGUCGUUUCUCCAGCGUGCCGCAAUGUGCAGCUACUCGGACGCGCACGAGACAAUCGAGAUACCCAUCAUCGCCGCGGCCGUACACCGGCUGAUGCUGCCCCGGCAGUCUCAAAUCUGGGCUGUCCUGCGCCAAAACGACUCUCUUCAACGAAUGAACUACAGCAUGGCGGCGACAUUCUUGGGCCGGAUGUGUCUUUCCGGCGAUAUCCUUGACCUGGAUGAAACUCAACUCUCCGUUGUGGAGUCUGCAAUCGAGCUCUACCAGAAAGCUGUUCCGGCUAUCAAGUAUGGCAAGAGUCGAAUCAAGGGCGAUAUCGGGCCCAGCUGGCGCCACCCAAGAGGCUGGCAAGGCGUGGUUCGGACCACGGAAGACGAUGGAAUUGUCGUCAUACACACUUUCGAGCAGACACCCGAGGAAUUCUCUGUCCAACUGCCCGGGACGGAUUGGCGAAUCGUUGAGGUGCUCACUCCUCUAGCAGUCAACAUGGAUGGCGACUGCCUUAAGGUCGUUGGUGCAUCGGCUUUCGAUAGCCAAGUUGUCCUUGUGCGAAGAGGUGCAGUUUAGACUUCACCAUUGGGUUGGCUGAUGGGAGAAGUGCUGCGUUCCGCAGUUCAACUCUGCCUAGAAGUAGUAAGUAGGUUCGUAUACUUAGGUACUAGUAGCUAGUGGCUCGCACACGGUCGUCGUCCAGUUCAAAUGCAUCUUGUCACUCUGUUCAUUCUGACAGAUGGCGCACAGUUUGUGGGAAUAGCCUAGCUAGAACAAACAGCUUAUAAAACAACCUCAACGAUCCUAAGCCGAGACACGUCACACAGCCCAUCCCCUUGAGUUGUUGCCCAUAGAUUGCUACAAAAUGAGAAGGUGCCGCGAAGCUGGGGAGUAGAAGUCCAUCGUAACCCUGUGGCAUGGAGUUCCGCGUGUCCGCAUGUUAAGAUACCAAACAAAGCCCUAACUAAG
Molecule: messenger RNA, 2723 nt
Organism: Chaetomium strumarium
Lineage: Eukaryota; Fungi; Ascomycota; Sordariomycetes; Sordariales; Chaetomiaceae
Product: family 36 glycoside hydrolase
Exons: 1
Coding region: 189-2330 (713 amino acids)
Biological process (GO): carbohydrate catabolic process
Molecular function (GO): alpha-galactosidase activity
Source: RefSeq, a predicted model, not a curated record